AUGGCCCCCUCAGUCGUUCAGGACGUGUCGCCGCCCACGGAUGCGGUGCCCGAGACCCGCCAGGCCCCCGCCUCGACCGCAUCGUUAUCCAAGCUCUUCUCUCUAGACGGAAAGACGGUCGCUAUCACGGGAGGUGCGCGCGGUCUGGGAAUCGUCCUCGCCAUUGCCGUUCUCGAGGCGGACGGCGACGUCGCGUGCCUAGACAUCCUCGAGAAGCCGGCGGAAGCCGAGUGGGCGCAGGCUACCAAGCUGGCUGCUGCCAAGGCCGGGUCCAUAACGUACCACAAGUGUGACGUGACGGACGAGGCGUCCACCGAGAAUGUGAUGGAGAUGGUCGCCAAGGAUGCCGAGUCCCGCGGUUCCGUCUUCUGGGGCACCGUUGCCUGCGCCGGUAUCCAGCAGCAGCUACCCGCCAUCGACUACCCUGCCGCCGACUUUGACAGGAUACUCAGGGUCAACGUGACGGGUGCUUUCAACACCUGCAAGUAUGCUGCGAGGGCUCUCAGGAGCAGGAAUCUCCCCGGUAGCAUCGUCAUCAUCUCCAGCAUGUCGGGUAACAUUGCCAACCGAGGUCUCUCGUGCACCGCAUACAACUCCAGCAAGGCUGCCGUGCAGCAAAUGUGUCGUUCCAUUGCCCAAGAAUGGGGCCAGUUCGGUAUCCGCAUCAACACGCUGUCUCCGGGAUACAUCCGCACCGCCAUGACGGACCAGCUCCUGGUUGAGAACCCCAGUGUCGAGAAGACCUGGAUGGCCGGUGCUCUUCUUGGUCGCUUGGGUGUACCAGACGACUUCAAGGCGCCCGCAGUUUUCCUCUUGUCUGAAGGUGCUUCGUUUGUGCACGGAAUUGACCUGAGGGUCGACGGUGGCCACACAGCUUCGGCUUGA
Molecule: messenger RNA, 885 nt
Organism: Geosmithia morbida
Lineage: Eukaryota; Fungi; Ascomycota; Sordariomycetes; Hypocreales; Bionectriaceae
Product: Short-chain dehydrogenase
Exons: 3
Coding region: 1-885 (294 amino acids)
Cellular component (GO): intracellular anatomical structure
Molecular function (GO): oxidoreductase activity, acting on NAD(P)H, oxygen as acceptor
Source: RefSeq, a predicted model, not a curated record